Chlamydomonas reinhardtii is the source of this 2857-nucleotide messenger RNA. RefSeq lists its product as uncharacterized. Bases 166 to 2586 code for a protein of 806 amino acids. The transcript has 7 exons. The record is from RefSeq and is a predicted model, not a curated record. NCBI's taxonomy places the organism in Eukaryota, Viridiplantae, Chlorophyta, Chlorophyceae, Chlamydomonadales, Chlamydomonadaceae.
AGUAUACCCCUGUAUACAUCAUCUUCACGCAUAUUUGUCUUGUGCACACACGACUCGCAAUCCCACAAAACGCGCAACACCCGGAGUUUUGACACGAUUCCCCGCAAUACUUUGCGCCAGACGACGCGCGCAGCACCUGCCCUUGCCAUAAGCUGCGCUGAAAGGAUGUCAGCAGACGAGUUCACUGUGCACCUGCAUUGGCGUGGCGGUGCGCACACUGUAACCAUCGCGCAUGCUGACCCCACCCUCGAGGAGCUUGGUCGAGCCAUCUGCGCCCAGUGCGGGGCCGCGCUCGAAACAGUGAAGCUGCUGGUGUCUGGGCGGAAGGGCUACAUCGCUCCCGCGCAGGCGCCUGGCACCAAGGCGUCUGAGGCCGGCCUGGUACCUGGCUGUAGGCCGCUGCUGAUUGCCUCCCGAGCUGAGGACGUGGACCAGGUGCGGCGGGCGCCACGCGACGCGACGCUCACCCGCGGCUUCGACGAGGAGCUGAAACGCGCCGCACGCCGCCGCCGCACCGCCACCGCAGCGCAGGCGCAGCCGCCGCGGGCCGAGUACACGUUCGGCCGCUACGAGGCCUGGCAGGUUCCAGGGCUGCAACCGCCGCCCUCAGAAGCACUCAAGCUGCUGUACAGGCUGGCUAACGACCCCGGCAUUCUGGGCAUCAUGGCGGCACACCGCUACAAAGUCGGGCUGCUGCGGGAGAUGCCGCCGGAGGGCAAGGUGGGCAUCUCGCCGGUGUGUGUUCUGGGCCUCAACACCAACGCCGGCCAGAGCAUUGACCUACGACUGCGCACCGAUGACCUCAAGGGCUUCCGAAAGUACGAGCGCAUCCGCGAGACGCUCAUCCACGAGCUGGCCCACAACGAGUUCAGCGAGCAUGGCGCCGACUUCAAGGAGCUCAACUCGCGCCUGGGUCGCGAGUGCGCGGCCAUAAACGCCAGGUACUCGAGCGGCCACGCCGUGCUGGACGCCGCGGCGGCGGCGGGCGGCCACGGCGGCGCGGACGGCGACACCCGGGCCUCCGAGCUGGACGCCGUGUGGCUGGCGGAUGAGGAUGGCGUCAUGGCGGCCACGGCGCGCAUGUCCGGCCGCACGCUGCGACAGCUGGCGGCGGCGGGAGGGGCGGCAGGGAAAGGGGCGGCAGGAGGAGCGGUAGCAGGAGCAGCGGCAGCAGGAAGAGGUUUGGCAGGGACGGGAGCAGCGCGGGUUCUGCCGCCGCGGCUUGUGGCGGCCGCGGCGGCGCUGCAGCGCAGCCAGGAGCAGCAGCAGCGGGCACGGCAGGAGGUCGCUGCGGCCGCGGCCGCGGCCGUCGCCAGCGGCAGUGCCUUGCCUGCGCCUCUUGGCCUGGCUGCUGACGCGGCGCCGGGCACACCCCAGCUCGCAAACACCACUGGCAUCAGCGGCACCAACGGUGGCGACACACUGAUGCAGGAGGCGGAAGCGAUGCAGCAGGGCGAGGGCUCCGGCUCGGACUCUGGCUCGGUCACGGGCUCAGCUGAUGGGGCUGACGAGGACGUGCGGCGGUUUGAGCACUUUGAUGCGGACACGGCGGCGGCGGAGGCGGCCAUGCGACGACUGGAAGGCGGCGGAGGCGGAGGCGCGGGCGAGGCCGAGGCUGAGGGAGAGGGCGAGGUUGUGAAGGGAGACGUUGGCGGCGUGGCUGGCGGCGGCGCUGUGGAUAUGGUGCAGGAGGAGGCGGUGGCGGCGGUGCCGCCUGCUGCGGAUGCUGCAGGCGGCGUGCCAGCCGCUGGCGGCGACAGCGCUCGUGGCGCACACGCAAGCCGCGAUGAUGGCGUCGAUGGAAGCCUUGCGGAUCUCAUGGACGUGGAUGUCUCUGGCGCCCACGCCGCAGCGCUUGCUGCGCCCCCGGCAGCGACUGCACCGGCACCAGCGCCAGCGGUAGCAGCCGCAACGGAUGCAACGUUGGGUGGUCCCGCUGCCGCAGCGGCCGCACCGCCGGCCGUGGCGCACGCACCUGCGGCACUGCCGCAGCCGCCGCCUGCUCUCGUGCGGCUGGCGCUCACUCCGCCGCCAGAGCUGGCCCCUGCAGCCGCCGCCGCCGCUGGCGACGGCGGCUCUGCCGACGGCGCCGCCUCUAGCUCGUCAGAGGACGUCGUGCAACAGAAGCUGCGGCAGGCCUGGGCCGCAGUAACACAGCUGGCGGCGGCGCCGGCGGCGACGCCAAGUGACGUCGUCGCUGCGCUUGACACAUUGGAGACCAUGUUGGGCAACGCGGCCCAUUUUCCGGGGGAGGACAAGUACCGGCGGGUGCGGCUGGGCAACGGCGCGUUCCAGAAGCGGGUGGGGCGGCUGCCGGGCGGCACGGCGCUGCUGCGUGUGGCAGGAUUCGUGGAGGAGGUGGAGGGAGCUAGUGUGGGAGGAGGAGGGGCAGGAGGGGCAGGGGUAGGAGGGGCUGCGGGAGGGGAGGCGGUGCUGAGGCUGCGGCGGAAUGACCCAGGGCUGCUGUGGCUGGUGGUGUCGGUGGUGCGGGAGGCGCGCGGGCAGGCCGAGGCGCAGCUGGCGGCGGCGGCGGCGGCAGGUUGUGCAGGAGCGGGCGCGGGUGGUGCGCGGGCGCAAGCGGAGUGAGCAGGUACACGAACGCGUAUGUAUGAGGCAGUGAGCAGCGAUGGUGAGGGCCAGGACAAGGGCCCCACGCGCAGUUCUCUCGGCAUGGGUUAGGGUUAGCUGACCAGGUUGUGGACUGUUCGGGGUUCAGAUAAUAUAAUAAAUGUAGCAUAACGCUGCACGCAGCACCCACAUGGAUAGGCUUCUCGCUGGCAGCGAACGCUCCCCUCACUUCGGAGGUGUUGCAGUUUUAGACACGUCCAACAACGACUUGAACUUGUUCAAGGUUGAA